Patiria miniata (bat star) is the source of this 5024-nucleotide messenger RNA. RefSeq names its product cyclic nucleotide-gated cation channel alpha-3-like. Gene Ontology annotation, biological process: potassium ion transport; monoatomic cation transmembrane transport. Gene Ontology annotation, cellular component: intracellular cyclic nucleotide activated cation channel complex; plasma membrane. The coding region runs from base 1155 to 3380 and encodes 741 amino acids. The transcript is spliced from 4 exons. Gene Ontology annotation, molecular function: protein-containing complex binding; intracellularly cGMP-activated cation channel activity; voltage-gated potassium channel activity. NCBI's taxonomy places the organism in Eukaryota, Metazoa, Echinodermata, Asteroidea, Valvatida, Asterinidae. The record is from RefSeq and is a predicted model, not a curated record.
UCAUUAAUUUUUACCGUCCUAUCCAUGCAUACAUCUCUUACUUUUUUUCUAUGCCGGCACUUUAUUCAAAUGCCACCUCGAGUCUCUAACAGUGAUUAUUCCUCGCCUCAUCAGUAGUUGGGCCGGUAUUAUUACACACCAUGCUCAGCUCAGGUCCGAUUGUUUUUGCUCAGAGCGCUGUAGCAGUCCAUUAGCAGGCAUUUGCAUCCCUCCAAAUCCUCGGCUCAUCCCUAUUAUGCUAAUUGGCACGCGCGGAGGGCCGUCGCCAAGGCAACCAGGCGAAAGUAUCUCCCGUUUACGGCCGGAGAGAUUUUUCUUCUUUUUCUUUUGCACAUCCUCUCUGGCGCAGGAUGCACUGGGUCCCGACGGGACGCACGACAUGAUUACACGCCGGCCCCGCAAAGACGCGGUGAAUUGUCGUCAUUCGGGCGCAUGGUGGUUUUGUAGUCGAGAGCCAGUACCGGAGUGAAUUACAACAACGGGACAGUAACUGCGUAAACAAAACAACAACUCUUGCAGUCGUUUCUUGUCCUGCUGUCCCAACUACAGGAUCACUCACUUCUCCUUUGAGUUUACGACGGAGAAAAUAAGUUCGUGCUUUGGGAUGAGACGAUUGUGAACGAUGAAUAUAGUUCGCUCAUGCUAACAGACUGAGAAUAAUCGCCAGUAACUACCUGACGUCUUACAAUCCGAGGAAUCAGACAGGAGGCUGCUAUUAUCAGCGGUGACGAGGACAGGACGCUGAGACAGAACACACGGAGGACUUCCCAUUAACUUCAAGACGGUUUGUGCCGAGGAUAAGAAAAAUCCGUCACUCUCCAAGAUCUCUUCUGUGCAUGUGCAAAGUAUGCUUUUUCGUGAUGUGAAGUUCACAUUGGCGCUUGAGAUAGAGACAGAUGUCAGAAAGCACUCUUGUUGAAAUCGCUACAGAUCAUUCUUAUGGCAAGACGAAACACUAAUUUGGUAUAAAUUUCACCAAAACGAAUAGACUUCCCUGUACAUUUUCACAAAAUGUCUUCUUGUGUAUGUGAAGCACUAUCUUUCACAUCAAGCCACUUACUCUGGGCAGUGAUACUGAAAGUAUGAGUUGAAGACUCAACCUGUGUAAUCUUUGUAUCCUCAAAUUAUCAAUUCAUAGUUCGUUUAUCCGCAAAAUGGAUAAAUUGAUAAGGAAGCAUGGUUUAGGUUCCUCGAGGGAAGUACUAGCAGCACCAGCAGAUGAGGGUCAGCCAGACCCUACAUUGAUGCCUUUACCACCGGACGAUGACGAACUUGACGCGGUGGAGCAGGGCCAGGCACCGGGCUCGGGCCGCCAGUCCCAGCAGAGCAAUCGUUCACGGCACAGUAUGCAGUCACACCACAGCCGCAAGUCCAACCCCAGCCGACAGAGCCAACACCCGGAUGAGGAGGAGAACCAGCCAGCCGCUUCCACCGUCCUGACCGUGGCGACAAAUGGCGGUGCCGGUGACAGCAGUGUCAUCGCCGGCGACUAUUAUGACCCGGACAGCGCGGAUGAGGGGAGUGACGAGGAGAAGCGACGCAAGGAGUCAGCCAUGGGCAAGAUCGUGGGCACGCUACAGGUCAUCAAAGGCUGGGUGACAAGAGGAGGGGAAGAACAAACCAAGAGGGCAGAUUCCUUUCUGGAACGACUGGCUAUGGCUGGACCCCAAAUGGAGGACAGAUCUAGGGUUGGGACAGAAUUGGGAGACGGUGGUGGUGAACGGCUGGCCCGGAUCCGUGUCAUCGAGCGAUCAGAUGUGUUCUACUACCGUUGGUUGGGCGUGAUCGCGUUGGCCGUGCUCUACAAUUGGUUGGCGAUUAUCGCCAGGAUGUCAUUCCCCCUAAUGCAGAGUGAGUUUAGGGCGGUGUGGCUGACGUUGGAUUACGUAUGCGACUUCAUUUACAUCCUGGACAUAGCUGUCCAGUUCAGAACGGGAUAUCUGGAGCAAGGGCUUCUUGUAAGAGACGCAAAGAAGCUUAGAAAAUGCUACAUGAAAUCCUGGAUGUUCAAGCUCGAUGCUUUGUCCAUGCUUCCGCUGGAUUUCCUGUAUUUCGCCACGGUCACUGGGAUUGACACUCCCGCCCUUAGAAUACCGCGCCUCCUCCGCGGACCAAGGGCCUUCGAGUUCUUCGACCGCACCGAGACAGUCACCAACUUCCCCAAUGUAUUCCGUGUCAUUAACCUCAUUCUGUAUAUAUUGAUUAUCAUCCACUGGAACGCUUGCAUUUACUUUAUCAUAUCGUCGGGUAUCGGACUCGGCACAGAUGGAUGGGUGUAUCCAGGGGAACCGACGCCAGUGGAUCUCACCAACGACACCAUCUUACACCAGUACAUCUACAGUCUGUACUGGUCCACACUCACGCUAACUACUAUCGGAGAGACACCUCAACCAGUCCAGGACAUCGAGUACGUCUUUGUAGUCUUUGAUUUCCUGGUUGGUGUACUUAUAUUCGCCACGAUUGUCGGUAAUGUUGGUACCAUGAUCAGCAACAUGAAUGCCACCAGGGCCGAGUUCCAGCACAGUAUGGACGGUGUCAAACAAUACAUGAACCUUCGGAAGGUCAGUAAAGAACUGGAAGGUCGCGUCAUUAAGUGGUUCGACUACCUAUGGUCCAACAAGAAAACGUUGGACGAGGAAGCCAUUCUGAAUACUCUACCGGACAAACUGAGAGCCGAGAUAGCCAUCCAUGUUCAUCUCGACACUCUCAGAAGGGUUGCGAUAUUCUCAGACUGUGAACCAGGCCUGUUGGUGGAGCUGGUGCUGAAGCUGAAACCUCAAGUAUUCAGUCCCGGCGACUAUAUCUGCCGCAAGGGAGACAUUGGGCGAGAAAUGUACAUCGUAAAACAGGGGAAGCUUCAAGUCGUUGGUGAGGAUGGGAAAGCCGUCUUCGCCACACUCAGUGAGGGCAGCUACUUUGGUGAGAUCAGCAUCUUGAACGUUCCAGGCAGCUUAUCCGGAAACCGGCGGACAGCUAACGUCCGCAGUGUGGGCUACUCAGAUCUCUUCUGUCUGUAUAAGGACGAUCUCCUCGACGCCUUGAAGGAAUACCCAGAUGCCAGAACCAUCCUGGAAGAGAGAGGCCGGAUGAUCCUCAUGAAAGAUGGUCUGAUUGAUGAGGAGGCAGCCAAAAGAGGCACCAAGACAACCGAGCAAGCAGAGCAGGAGGAGAAACUGGAGCGACUGGAGGCCAAUCUGAACCAUCUGCAGACCCGCUUCUCCAGACUGCUGGCCGAGUAUAGCAACUCGCAGAUGAAGCUCAAGCAGAGGAUCACCAGGUUAGAGAAGAAGAUGAAAGGAAUUAAACGCGAAUCCGAAACAACAGUUCCCGUACAAGCUGACCCACCUCCCGGUCAACUAAGAGAUUUUUACCUCCAGUGAGCCAAAGCAUCUGUCCAAAAGUCAUCCUUACGCUACUCAGUCCCAGGGAUUAAUGCUUUUCUCUAAAAAAACAAAAAGUUCCAUUGGUUUUAUAAUUAUGAUUACAAAGAAUCACCUCAAAGGAUGUAAACCUGGUCACUUGAAGGACUUUCAAAACCAGGAUUUUUUUCUUCCACCUAUUUUACCAUUGAUCCUCGUCCUCUCUCCGAGCACAAUGUACUUUUCACAUAUUAGGUGAACCCAAUGUUUUCCUUUAUUAUAAGAAAGACACUAGCGAAUUAUCGGCAUGACUUCAUGAUGUCCUCUAUAAUUCAGGUGAAGACCGUGUAAUGGAACUUUGUACAUGUAUUUUAGAAAGAGUAGCGUAUUCAGCUUUGAUGUGCCAGGUUGGGUAACAUUACUGCAGCAACGUCUGAACCGUCUUAAAACUGUCUUAAAAAUAUUUUUUAAUGACCCCAUCAAAUGCCGCCAGGGGGGCAAGUCCCCCCCCCCCCCCCGGAUGUGUAUACGCCACUGGAAAUAAACAUGAAUGUUAAAACACCACGUUGUACCUAAAUUGAAUCGCUCGAUACCGGUAACAACGCUAUUCUUUUUUUAUACCGUACUUAUAUAACAAACUUAUUCAAUUUGAUUAAAGAAAGAGGAAGAGUAUGUGAAUAUGGAUAUGAGAACGUAACGUUUAGGCACACUUUUACUAGCGAAUAAAGACACGAUUUUCCAUUGCAUCGUACUGCCUGUGUAGCACAGAAAACAAGACUACAUGAAACAAUGGGCUUAGCACGAUAGUUAUACAAUAAGAUUGGAAAAUCAUUUUCAGCUACUCCAUAUUUUGCGAACCUCUACGAUCAAAAAGUUUUGUUUAUGCAGUUUAUAGAUAUAUGUUCUUCGUUAUUUCUGUAGAAAGCGGUCAGUAUCUUAUAGAUAAAUAAUAAUUUAUUAAGCCGCACACCGUUUGAUAUUUUGAGAGUAGAAGAUUGGUAGCUUUGAAAGCUGGUCUAUUUUUUAUAAGAUUUGUGUGCAUUUUAGACUGUUUGCACUUAGAGAUGACUAUUUGCAUAGUGUGACCUGUUUGUGGAUACAUCUACUUCCGUGAGUUAUGUGCAAGUUGUAACAGUGGUUGUAAUGCAGCUUUGGGACUAAUUACGUUGACGUAUAAUUAUUGUCAGUCAUCACCGUUUACUUUGUUAACACUCGCACAGUUAUUCAAGGAAAGACUUUUUAUUAAGAACUAGUUCUGCGUUAGUGGGAGAGUUAUUCGUUCCAAUUGAUUGGCAUAAUGUUGAGGAGAGCAUUAGACUUACAGAAAUGGUUAUGUGCACCUCCAACAAUAAAUUUAAGGUUAAUAAAUUUAACCUAUGGAUUUUUUUUUUUUUAAUUAGAAUUUAAAGACUUUUAGAAGUGCAAAGGCCGGUUCAUUCUCUGCGCAAAAGUGAACGCGAACUUCCGCCGACAAUUCUGGAACAGUUGAGCACAAAUAUGACUCCGGUGAGUUUCCCAGCGAAUGUUUCGUGAAAUUGAUUCGCAUUCGCAUUCUUGCUAAGGAUAUAUGAAUCGGCCAAUGCGAGAUAUUUUAAUAAUAAUAAUAAUAAUAACAGUAAUAAUAAUUUCCACAGAGUGUAUAAAUAUAUAAUAAAUAAAGAAUAU